Molecule: messenger RNA, 631 nt
Organism: Arabidopsis arenosa
Lineage: Eukaryota; Viridiplantae; Streptophyta; Magnoliopsida; Brassicales; Brassicaceae
Source: the annotation of a GenBank genome assembly
CAUCUCAUAUCAAUAAUGAAGAACGCUUUUAAGAACCUGGUUUUGUCUGGAGGAGGAAAUCGCCGGAAGAUGUUCCAGGCAGCUGCCGCCUCAUCCUCCGCCGGUUCAGGCGACGAUGACGGGAACCAUCCGCCGCCGUCUCCGUCGCAUUUGCUUCCGCUUCCGCCGCCGUCGCCGUCGGAGUUUCCGCCGCCGUCGUCACCAUCGGGGUUACUUUCGCCGCCGUCACCAUACAAUGUGAUACAGCAGGCUGAAGAAGAGAGAAAGAAGAUCCAGCAAAGGGAGGAUACACGCCUAGAGUUUCUGAAGAAGACUGUUGAAAUGAAGAAUGAGUCUCAGUAUUGGUUCAAGAAGUGGGAGAUGAAGCAGCAGGGUGAAGAAGUUUCUGAGCUGGAGAGAGCUCCGAUGAUGACAGAAGAGGAGCUGGAGAUCUGGGCUAAGGAGGAAGAGGAAGAGGCUGAGGCAAAAGAUGGCAAGGUGUGGGAUAUCGAGGAAAAAAUUUCCUACUGGGAGGAGCAGCAUGUUCACUUCGUCAUGGAGUCGAAGUAUUGGGAGUUAAGGUAUGAAUACUUAGGUUUAUCUGACUAAGUGUUCUUCUAGAUCCAUCUGAUAAUAAGUGGCUUGCGUUCUA